GGCGCAACGGUAGUUGACUUUUAAAAUGGUCGUUACAAGUAUUGCUUUGUGGUCUAAACAACUGCAAUACAAUGGAUAUUGAUAUUUUCUGAAAUUAAUUAAAAAUAACAUAUAAUUCGUAAAUACUAUUAUACUAUUUAUAAGUCUCAUAUAUUGAAAAUAAAUAAAAAUGGGUCAUCCUGGAAAAAAAUCAGGACAAGACAGGAAUAAGAAUACAGCUAAGUUUUUAGAUUUGAAAAGAGAUACUCAUGCUAGAUUGAAGUCUCUAAAAAAUCUUCUUGAUCUUUUUAUUGAAAACGAAGAAAAAGAGUUUUUUGAGACAUAUUCAUCAGAGCUAUUUUUUGUAUUUUAUGAGGAGUUUACUAAUGUAGAACUAAAUGCUAAAUAUAGAGGAGCAAAGUUAAAAGAUGAACUUGAAGAUUUGCUUACGCUUUUAGAGAAAAUCUUUAUAAAUUUACCAGAUAAAAUCCAUUCAAAGUGGCAUUUUAAUACUAUUGGUUUAAUAUUACGCAAACUUUUACAUCAUGGUAACAUUCAACCAAUCAGAGAACAAGCAUUAUCUUUGUUUAUUUUGUGGCUGCAGAUAUUACAAGAAAAUGUAGAUGAUAUUAAUUUAGCUAUAUUUGGAAGCAUUAUUGCUUUUUUUCCAAGUCCUAUUACAGAGCUUAUGAAAAAUAAAACAUUGAGUCAUUCCCAGAAGGAGAUAGAAUACUCAAUAUCAUGUGUCAAUGGCCAGGGCUAUACAUCAACAACCUUUACCUCAUGUUUAGAAAAUGAGAAAGUUUCCAGAAAGACCUUCAUUUAUGCUUGAACCUAAAAAAGAGAAACAUUCUGAUCUCUUAUCGCCUGAAGAGAUAUUAUCAAUAGAUGAUUGUUCAACAAUGCUACGAUCACCAUCAUACAGAGAAGCUGUACAAAGCUGUGAACAGUUAUUUUUUCCUAACAUGCCUCUUCAAAAUGUUUGUGCUGGGUUGCAGUCUACAUGUCGUCUAUUUAUUGCUAUGACUUCACAGGUUUUUUUCCUUCAGCAAAAAACAGAAUUUAUCCUAAAACACGUGGAUGUGUGUAAAAGAAUACUAAAAAUCUUUCGAAACAUGGUGUUGGAAAUGCAUUUAGACGCACAGACAUGGAGACAACUUUUAGAGGCUCUUCUCAAAAUUACUGAUAGCGUUUUAGAAAAAAAAGUUCCUCACCCUAAAAGCUCUACCCUAGGAGGACAGUUAGCUGGGUACUUGCUGCAGACUUUGUUUGUGACCUGGAUUCGUGCAUCUUUAGAAGUAUAUUUAACUAAAGAACUCUGGGAUGAGUUGUUACGUGUUUUGACAUCACUUACCAAUUGGGAGGAGUUAAUUAAAGAAUGGGCAUCUACAAUGGACACUUUGACAAGAGUAAUGACAAAAACAGUUUAUGGAAUAGACUUACAAGACCAACCUCUUGAAAAGCUUACUCAUCGCAGUAAAGUAAAAAGAUUUGGUAAUGAUAAGCCAUCUCAAAUCCUUAAUGAUCAGAGUCCAAUGGUUAAUAAAACUUGGAAUUCUGCCCUUUCAAGUAUGAGUACUGAUUUUUCACAAGUAAAACCUAAUGCAGACAAAAGCAUCUUACGAUGUGCUUCAGAACCUGGAGACUUACACACAUUUGAAUCAAAUAUAAUUGCAACUGACUCACCAAAAAAGUUAAUAAAGCAACAAAAUAUUGAAAGCGAUUUUCGUCCAAGUUUUUCUGAUUUGCACAUUGACCCUCAAUCAAGUUUUGACAGUAUAAGCAGCAACAAUGUUUUAACUAAUUCAAUGAAUUCUGAUACAGAUUGCAAAAGUGAACACAAAGAACAUCAAUUAGAUAAUGAUUUGGAGCUAGAAAAAGCUAAUGAAUUGCAAAUUUCUUAUACAAGACUUAAAGGACAUACCGACAGUGAACUCUCGUUGUUAAAUAUUCAUAUGACAGAAAGUCUUGUAAGUAUUUCCAGUUAUCUCAACGAUUCAAGUCAAAAUUUAGUUAGCCUUGAGUUUGGUAUAGACGAUGAAGAAAAGUUGAAUCCUGUCACUUCAAACAAUGACCUAGAUUUUUUUCAAUCCUCGCAAUUAUUUUUAUCAACAGAAAAUUUAACUACUUCGCCGAGAGCAUCUCUUUCUUUAGAAAACAAUCUUAUUAAUUUUGAAAUUGAUGCUGUCAAAGAAUCAUCAAAACACUCUGCAGACGCUGAGAGUGUUGGAAGCCGCAAGUUUUCUCUUAUUGAUAAUGACAAUCUCAGUGAAUUAAAAUCUCCAACAUCUUUUACUCAAAGUGAAAUUUCAGAAGAGCAAUUUGAAAGUGCAAUAAAUGUAACUGUUUCCCAUGUCAGAUUUGCUGCAGUAGAUUCAAGCACAAUUAAUGUUUCAGAAGAUAGUUUUGAAGAAGAUGACAAUGAGGAGAACAGUGUUGUUAAUGGUGGUGAUGUUAAAGGUUGGACAAAAGUCUCUUCCAUGAUAUUGUGGCAAAGAAUACUAUGUAUAAUGGGAAAUAUUAAUGAAAUAAAAGAUGCAGAAAUUCAUGCAAUUGUCUUUAAAGAGUUAAUACAAAUUUGGUCAAUGCUAGAAACAGUGAAGCGUAAUCAAGGAAUCAGCAUUGAUAAUAAAAAAACACCUCCUCCACCAAAGUUAACACCACCAUUAUUUUUUUGCUCAACGUGGUGCUUUCAAGCAGCUUGUUCUGGGAAUACCACCCAUAAAUCAGGAGUUGUUUUAGCUUAUAAACUUGCUUGUAAGAUGAUAGUUAAAAGUCAUGGUUUAAAACCAUCAGUUGAUCAACUUCUUUAUUUUUUUCAAACCAUUCAUACUGGUUUAACAUCAUUUGAUCAGGAUUUUAUUAAUGCGAUUGUUGGCGAAUGUGCAACUAUUUUUUCAUUGCCGAUUGAUGGCAUAUCAUGUCUAAUACCAGAUUUUAUUACUGCUUGUAGUUCAGUUUUAUAUACACAAUCCAUGAAUUUUCCACACCAUGAAGCAAUUACAAUACUUGGUUCUUUAAUAUGUUUUUCGUCUAUGUUCCCUGAAAUGAAAAUUUAUCAGCCUGGUGUAACUUCUGAGCUAAAAAUUUUAGUGCUUGGGAAAGAAAUUAGAGAAAUGAUAUUGGCUCCAAUGAUUAAAGCUGCUAAGUGUGAUCCUUCUUGUAAAACAAGAUGUGUUGCUCUUUGUUGUCUUGGAGUACUUGUUAUUGAUUCAUUGAUCCAUUUGGGUGGCCACACUCUAGUACAUGAUUGCAUUGCACUUCUAGUCAGUAUAUUGGUGUUUCACAAUCAUGUUGUGUCUAUGGUUGCUCUAGAUGUAUUGUUUUCUUUGACAUUCUACUAUAAAGAAAUGAAUAUGUUUGAUACUACAUUGCCACUGAAAAUUGUUAUGGGUGUAUCCCAAGUUAUACAUCAUUAUUUAGAAGCACCUUCGCUGGAAGUAUCUAAAUGCUCACCAGAGUUUCUUAGUAAACUUGUGUUAUGUUUGCUUGAAUGGUUGAUGGUUAUACCUCAAGAAGAUGUUCUAAAAUGUCAUUUGCAUGUUGAUGGUGCACUUUCUUACUUUGAUUUUGCUAUGAAAGCAUUUAGUGAGUGUUGCAAAAAGAAGGAACAUGAAAGCCAUUACUCUGAACGUAAACCAAUCAACAUUAAUCAAAUUUUUAGGGGUGAAAAUCAUCCUAUUCAAAUAGAAUGUGUUCAUAAUGAUUUUCAGGAUUUAUCAAAUGAAACUGACACAAGCUUUGUCGGCAUAGAAAUAGAUGAGAGAAAAAACAGAAUGGUCAAGUUGACUGCAGAAUAUGCCAUAGCACAGGUGUUAAAUUUUUACCAUCUUUUCCCAUUGUACACUGGUGCAGUGCGACCAAGCAGUUUGAUUGUGGAGACAGAUGAUCAUGUUAUUGAUGAAAAUCAACUUUUGGAAGCAACAAAUGUUCAAUACUUGUUAAUAAAUGGAACAAUUUUAUUGACUUUGAUAGAACUUCCACAGGUGGAAUAUUUUAAACGAAACACUAACCUUGAGGGGUUAAAAACAAUAAGCAGAUUUAUUUUGCGCGAUUCUACUGGAAAACAUUGUUGGGAUGUCACAGAUAUAUUUAAAUUUGUUGAGCCAGAUAUUCAUUCAAUACAAGAUUUUAAUGUGAAUAAGAAACAUAGCAAUGACAGAAAACACAGUAGAAAUUUAUCAAUAUCUGGUAUGAGACUUCCUUCUAGUAGUUCUUCACUUUUGCCAACAUGGGAAACCGUAGAUAUAAAUACAGAUAGAGUUGACCAACUGCUUCGUUAUAUUGGGCACUCAAGUCCUGAAUGUUUGCUUUACUCAGAUCAGCCAUUAAAUAUGCCAGCUCCUGUACCAGUUCCAUUAAAUGUCUCUAUACAACCUUUGAUUGUGACAUCAGUUUUAAAGCAGCACAAUGAAGAAGAAAAUUAUGUCCAUGAAGUGGCUCAUGAUCAUCGUAUUAAUGCUUCAGAAAUUGUGCCACCUACUUUUCAUGAACCAACAUCUGAAUACCAUCUCUCAAAAGUACUUUUACAUCAAUUAGGUUAUUUUACAUCUGAUAAAAGAAAAAGUAUUGAACUUCUGGAAAGAAAUGAGAAGUUAUUGAGAGAUAUUAAAAAUCUUGACAAUCGACCAAGUCGUGAAACACACAAAAUUGCGGUUUUCUAUGUUGCUCCAGGGCAAGAAGAUAAAACUUCGAUACUAUUGAAUUCUCAAGGCAGUGCUAAGUUCGAAGACUUUUUAAGGGGAAUGAGUUGGGAGAUUAGCUUAGCUGAUCACACAGGUUUUAUGGGAGGUUUAGAAAAAAAUCUUUCAACUGGAGUUACUGCACCUUAUUUUGCAACACACUCUCUUGAAAUUAUUUUUCAUGUUUCUACUAGAAUACCUGGUGGUGAUGAGGAUUCAAUGAAAACAAAAUUACGCCAUCUUGGAAAUGAUGAAAUUCACAUUAUAUGGUGUGAACACAAUAGGGAUUUUCGAAGAGGAAUCAUAAACACAGAAUUUGGAGAUGUUUUAAUUAUUAUUUAUCCAUUAAAAAAUGGUUUAUAUAGAAUUCAAAUUGAUUGCAAAGAAAAGAUACCGCCGUUUGGACCUUUGUUUGAUGGUGCUAUCAUUGAUGAAAAAUUACUUCCCUUAUUAGUAAGAAGCACUGCGAUUUCGGCUGGAAGAGCUAAGCGAACAACAAUACCAUUAUACAAUCAACAUUUUGAGGAACGUGCGCGUUGCAUUCGUGACAUUUCAAAAAAUCGUGUUCAUCCUGCUUCUUUUGAAGAAUUUUGUGCAAACAUUUAUUCACCUGGAAUUAUUUUUGAAGAACAAGAAAUCCAAGAUGGCUUUUCACGAGCAUUAAGCCUUCCUGCACGCAAGACUUCUCUAAAUGAUUCAGUAUUAAAAAUUUUAGAUUUACCUGAACAUCCCUUCCGUGAGCGAGUAGGAAGUACAUUAAAGAAUAAAGAUCUUAACAAGUUCCCAAAAAGCGUGUCCAAUAUGUCACUUAACUUAACUGAACCAGAUGAUAGUUACAAGGAUAGAAGAAAAUCAAUACCAAAGAAAUUUAAAAAUAAACUAAAAACGUCUUUUGCAACCGAACUUCCUGGUGUUGUGGAAAAAACUUUAUAAAAAUAUUUUAGACUUUUUUAAAUGGACAAAAUGAUAAUAAUGAUUGGGUUAUGAUAAAUGAAAUAUUUAACUUUUUUAAACUAUAUUUUUUGUUUGUUUCAUAAAUAUAACAUUUACUUACUUUUAGAUUCAUUUUCAGAAAAUAAGUAGGGAUAUGGUGCUGGAAACUUUAUCCCUGCAUUCUGAAAAAUGAAGAAAAAAAAUGAAGUUUUGUAUUUUGACUUUAAAUUUUUCAAAGCUCUAAAUUAUUUUUGUAUUAUCUGUGCUUUGAAGAUUUUUGCCUUAAAAUAUUUC
Hydra vulgaris (swiftwater hydra) is the source of this 5888-nucleotide messenger RNA. Lineage: Eukaryota; Metazoa; Cnidaria; Hydrozoa; Anthoathecata; Hydridae. The record is from RefSeq and is a predicted model, not a curated record.